GCAUCAUGCUUGGAGUCCUCUUUGCUGUGUUGACUUGGGCAGCUGCAGCCUUUGGCUGCGGGGUUCCUGCCUACCCACCUGCUGUGUCUAGAGUUGUUGGAGGGGAAAACGCAAGACCUUUCAGCUGGCCCUGGCAGGCCUCCCUUCAAUACAGUUCCAAUGGCAAAUGGCAUCACACCUGCGGAGGAACCCUCAUUGCAACCAACUGGGUGAUGACAGCUGCACACUGCAUCAGUUCUUCUAGGAAAUAUCGAGUAUAUCUUGGAAAAUACAACCUAGCAGCUGUGGAAGAAGGAUCAAUUGCACUUCCUCCAGAAAAAAUCAUUGUCAAUGAGAACUGGAAUCCACAGAAUGUUGCAAAUGGGUACGACAUUGCUUUGAUCAAACUCACAGAACACGUCACCUUAAGUGACCACAUUAAGCUGGCCUGCCUUCCCCCUGCACAAAGCAUCCUAUCAUCCAACGCUGCCUGCUAUGUGACAGGAUGGGGAAGACUGCAGACAAACGGAGCUCUUCCAGAUGACCUGCAGCAAGGCCUUUUGCUGGUGGUGGAUUAUGCAACUUGUUCCAAGCCUAGCUGGUGGGGAAGCACAGUGAAACGCACCAUGAUUUGUGCUGGUGGGGAUGGAAUCACCUCCAGUUGUAACGGUGACUCUGGUGGCCCACUGAACUGCCAAGGUCCUGAUGGCAGGUGGGAAGUGCAUGGUGUUGUCAGCUUUGGCUCUUCUCUCGGCUGCAACUUUUAUCACAAGCCUUCUGUCUUCACUCGGGUCUCUGCUUACAAUAGCUGGAUCCAGCAGGUUAUGGCAACCAACUAAUCCAAAGAGAACUGGAUGAUAGAUGCCAGGAAGGAAAACAGUUUGAAUAAAGUCAUAGUCACGACACCUUUGACCACAAAGAGCUGGGAAAUUAUGCUUUUAAC
This is a messenger RNA of Nipponia nippon (crested ibis), 922 nucleotides long. Its product is annotated as chymotrypsin-like elastase family member 2A. Gene Ontology annotation, biological process: proteolysis. The record is from RefSeq and is a predicted model, not a curated record. NCBI's taxonomy places the organism in Eukaryota, Metazoa, Chordata, Aves, Pelecaniformes, Threskiornithidae. Gene Ontology annotation, molecular function: serine-type endopeptidase activity.